AGGAAAACCACACAAAGCUGUGAGUAAUGGCCACUUCCGUGGAGAUAGAGCCAGUGGGCAACGUGUAUCUAAAGAGACAGUUUGUUACAGAGAUCAGAGCUGAGAUAUGGACGGACCUGAUACUCCCAGGAUAGUCGAGAUUCCACCCUGUGACAUGAUCCCUCUUACCCCUUCCAGACAGUCAGAACCAUCUCUGGUACCAUCUGCUGUACUAUCUCCAGUACCAUGUCUAGUACCAUCUCCAGGACCAUCUCCAGUACCAUUUCCAGUACCAUCUCCAGGACCAUCUCCAGUACCAUUUCCAGUACCAUCUCCAGUACCAUCUCCAGUACUAUCUACAGGACCAUCUCCAGUACCAUCUCCAGUACCAUCUCCAGUACCAUCUCCAGUACCAUCUCCAGUACUAUCUGUAGGACCAUCUCCAGUACCAUCUCCAGUACUAUCUGUAGGACCAUCUCCAGUACCAUCUCCAGUACUAUCUGUAGAACCAUCUCCAGUACCAUCUCCAGUACUAUCUCUGGUACCAUCUCCAGUACCAUCUCCAAUACUAUCACCAGUACCAUCUCCAGUACCAUCUCCAGUACCAUCUCCAAUACCAUCUCCAGUACCAUCUCCAAUACUAUCACCAGUACCAUCUCCAGUACCAUCUCCAAUACUAUCACCAGUACCAUCUCCAGUACCAUGGACCAAGAAGACUGCCUGCAUUGUUUUUGGUCUGACAGUCACUCUCCUCAUUUUCUUUAUUGUGUUGGUGCGACUGAGACUGAACUAUCAUUACGGACUCAAAAAAGGAAGUCCCUGCAGAGAAAUAUUGCGCCACAAACCCUAAAGCAGAACCUCCUAUGGGGCCAAGGGGAAGCAAAGGGGACAUUGUUGUUUCUAAAAAGGCCGUAAAUUUGAGGGGAAAAGACUCUGAACUGAGAAAUACAGUAAUUAUUCCUCAAACAGCCAAAAGCUGGGAACCCCAAUAACAACCCAACCCCAGAACCAGUAUCUCUGGGUGAGAAACAGACUUUGUGGCACAUUAAAGGAAAUAUUUUAAUAUGAACUGGAAAAUCCCGAGAAGUGGAAUAAAUAAUAAAUGAUUUGCAGAAAUGCAAAUUGUUUCUGACUGAAUGUGAACAAAAACUAAGAGUUGCUGUAAAACUGUCAAAAUUUUUCAUUUGUUGUAACAUUUUUCCAGGGAAUAAAAAGAAAUCU
Messenger RNA from Xenopus laevis (African clawed frog), 1200 nucleotides. Its product is annotated as tetra-peptide repeat homeobox protein 1-like. NCBI's taxonomy places the organism in Eukaryota, Metazoa, Chordata, Amphibia, Anura, Pipidae. The transcript is spliced from 3 exons. The coding region runs from base 107 to 829 and encodes 240 amino acids. The record is from RefSeq and is a predicted model, not a curated record.